Molecule: messenger RNA, 546 nt
Organism: Cryptosporidium muris RN66
Lineage: Eukaryota; Apicomplexa; Conoidasida; Eucoccidiorida; Cryptosporidiidae
Exons: 1
Coding region: 1-546 (181 amino acids)
Molecular function (GO): calcium ion binding
Source: RefSeq, a predicted model, not a curated record
AUGAGCUUACCAUCACAAUCAACAGCAAAUUUACGAACAGAUGGUCAAACCGUCUCCUUUGGACAAAGAAAAAUAUGGGAUAAUAGCCGUGAUUUAGCUGAUGUUGUGAAAAUUCUUGAUCGGGAAUAUAAAGAUACAAUUCCUCUAAGUACAUUACAAAAUAGAAUGCUCGAAUGGAAUUUUAUACCUAAGGAACAUAUAAUAGAAGCAUGUGAAUCAUUAAGACCUCUAUGUGAUUCAAAUGGGAAUAUUAGUUUACAUAACUUGGUAGAUGAAGUGACUGGAAUAUUUGAACCAUCUGAAUUAGAUACUAUGGAUACAAAUAUUGAUAUAUUAGAAGCUUACAAAAUAUUUGAUACUUCUAAUAAAGGAUGCAUAGAUCUAAAUGAUUUAAGAAAGUUAUGUAAUGAAUUAGGUGAAGAAUUAGAUGAUGAAACUCUCAUUGGAAUGUUAAAUUUAGCAACUCAAGAUCCAUUUAGGAAACAACAAGGUAUUAUUAGUAGGGAAGAUUUUUUUUCUCUAGUAAAGAGCCGUAUUAUUAACUAA